Molecule: messenger RNA, 1679 nt
Organism: Sphaerulina musiva SO2202
Lineage: Eukaryota; Fungi; Ascomycota; Dothideomycetes; Mycosphaerellales; Mycosphaerellaceae
Product: Pex24p-domain-containing protein
Exons: 2
Coding region: 61-1635 (524 amino acids)
Biological process (GO): peroxisome organization
Cellular component (GO): peroxisomal membrane
Source: RefSeq, a predicted model, not a curated record
CUUACACGCGUUGAGCCUUUGUCGCCACUGCUAGGUGAUACGUCCGCGAUCAUCGCCGCCAUGGCAGAGCCGGCGAGUCCUCUCGCCAACCGCGACGAACCCAUCCCCGUCAUCCGCAUUGGAGAAGGCGGCGAAGACACGUCUGAUGCGGAGAGCGACCAGGCGACCACCCGACGACAACGAGACCGACUGCGGGAGCGUGCGAUUCGCAGUUCGAGUCGGCUCCGCGAGAAGUUCGAGGGCGACAGUGAGGGCGGCGGCGGCGGCGGACGACAGAGCUUACAGGACCGCCUUUUCAACAGCGUCCUCAGCCAAAUUUUGCCGUCUCCGCCGCCCCAGCUCGACAGCCCCCAACACGAUCUUGAUGCCGGCUACGACGAAGGCGAUGACGGCGAUGCUGAUGCACCGCCGAGGAAGAAAGACCGGCGGAGCAAGCAUUAUGUGGACAAGCCUGAGUUCGGGCCGCGACUCAUGACAUACAACUUCCGCCGCUUCAACGCGCGCAUUGGCGUCGUGUUCGUCUUCGAGAACAUGCUCAUCCGGCUGUUCUCGUGGCGCCAGACGACCGCAACGCUGUCCUUCCUGGCGGUUUAUACUCUCAUAUGUCUUAAGCCUCACCUACUUGCGGUGCUGCCAUUGGCUCUGCUGCUCUUUGGCGUGAUGCUGCCGUCUUUCCUCGCUCGACAUCCGACGCCUGCCAACGACCCUCGCAUCGAACCCAGCUACCGCGUUCCAGCGACUGCGCCUGCCAGCCGGGUCAAGCCCGCGCCCGACUUCAGCACCGAUUUCUGGCGCAACAUGCGCGAUUUACAAAACAGCAUGGAGGAUUUUAGCCGGCUGCACGAUGCUGCGAAUGACUACGUCACACCGUACACGAAUUUCAGUGACGAGACGCUGAGCUCGGGCGUUUUUCUCAUGCUCACCACAUUGAGCAUCGCGGCAUUUGUAGGCAGUAGUCUGGUGCCAUGGAGGGCAGUCGCGCUGCUGGGAGGCUGGGCGGCUGUACUGUCGGGUCAUCCUCAGGCGCAGAAGGCGCUUCUUACUACGAAAAACCUCAAGCAGCUGCGACAGCAUGUGCACUUGCUCCAGAGCACGCUACGACACUGGGUUGAGCGCGACAUUGCCAUGGACGAGCCUGCCGAGCUGCGCCAAGUGGAGAUAUUUGAGCUGCAGAAGCAUCACGCAGGAAGCAAGACGUGGGAGUCGUGGCUGUUCAGCCCAUCACCCUACGAUCCGCUCUCACCUCCGCGCAUCGCAGAUAUUCGUCCGAAAGGUACGCAAUUUUUUGAGGAUGUACGUCCCCCGCAUGGGUGGCAAUACAAGGAGAAGAAGUGGACCCUUGAUCUGUUUAGCAGAGAGUGGGUGGAAGAGCGGAUGAUUACUGGAGUUGAGAUCGAGACUGCGGGCGAGAGGUGGGUAUAUGAUAUCCCGCCCGAGGAAGUGGAGCUUUUGGAAAGUCUUGGUAGUCCUGGUAGUACCAAGGACAAGCACAAGGCGAGGAAUAUCCCCAGAAGUGGGUGGGAAGAGGGAACAGGACAUGAGCGGCGUGGAGAAUGGAGACGUAGGCGAUGGACGAGGCUUGUAACGAAGAAGCGAAGCAAUGAAGAUGAAGACGAAGACAAGACGCAAGACUGAUUCGUCUACAUUCUGACACAUGUACCUGAGAUAGCAUCUACGAA